AUGUCUGAUGAACAAUUUGAUGAAGAUCGUCCAUCUCAACAAGGAGUAAAAAGAGCUCAAGAUGCAAAUGAUGGACCAGCAACAAAGAAAACAAAUUAUGGAAAUGGCGGAGAUGAUGAUGGAACUGGAGGAGAUCAUUUAUCAAUCAAAUUAUUAAUUCCAUCAAAUGCAGUUGGUGCAAUUAUUGGAAAAGGUGGUGAAACUAUGAGAAGUUUGAAAACUGAUCAUAAUUGUCGCGUUCAAAUGAGCAAAUCAACUGAAACAUAUCCUGGAACAAGUGAAAGAAUUUGUUUAUUAAAAGGAAGAGUUUUGAAUAUUUUGGCAGUUGUUGAAAUUAUUCAAGAGAAAAUUCGAGAAAAAUGCUCCGAUCAAACUGGAACUGAUCAAUUUGAUCAAAAACAUUCGCCACGUGCAAAUUCAUGUAAAAUUGUAAUGCCAAAUACAUCAGCUGGUAUGGUUAUUGGUAAAUCUGGUGCGAAUAUUAAAGAUAUUCGAGAAAAUAUUGGAUGCCAAAUUCAAGUUUAUCCAAAAGUUGGAUCUGCUGAAGCUCAAAAUACUCCAGAACGUGUUGUAACUGUUGCUAAUGAUGAUGAUAAGGUUGGUAUCAUUUUAUUGAAUUUAUUGAAAAUUGGAAAACGUUUUAGAUAAUGCUUCAAGCUGUUAGUCGAGUUCUCGAAAAAGUUGCAUCAGAUCCUCAUCACGCGAGUGAAAUAAAUAAAGAAGAUUUUGGUAAAUAUUCCGGAGGAACUUCUGUCGGAAUUAUUCCACCAAAUAAUAAUCACAACAAUACUCAAAUCAAUAUUCCUUUCAAUGGCGGAGGAAACGGCGUAUUUAAUAGUGGUCAAUCAGCAUUCAACAAUGGUCCAAAUGUUGGCGGAGGUGGCGGCGGUCCAAAUAUUUCAUUCAAUUCUUCAUUUGGUGGAAAUGCUUUUGGUAGUGGACCUGGAAAUGUUCAAGGAGCUGUGAAAUAUCCAAUGAGUGGAUUGGGAAAUAAUGAAUUGUUAUCAUUUUUGGACAAUUUACAAUCUACAUUAAGAACUUCCGGAUUCAAUGAAUCAAGUGUAUCAGAAGUUAUGCAAGCUAUGCAGGUAAUUUUUCAGAAAAUUUUGAAAUUCUUUUUGAAUGCUGAUAAUUAAACUUUCAAAAUAUUUAACUAAUUUAUAUUAAUUUUCAGGUUCUCGCAAAAUACAAUAUAAUGGGACUUGGCCUUGGUUUGGGUGUUGCUGCAAUGGCACAAAUGCGAACCGGACAAGAAGUUGGACAAAAUCACGGAAGUGCCGGAUUUGGUGAUAAUGGCGGACAAGGUGGUAGUGGAUAUGGUGGAGAACAACAGGUCAGAAAAAAACAAAUAUUUUCUAGAUUCAUUGAAUCUUGUCGAAAUAUCUGUUUUCAGAUUAAAUCUGUUUGUUUUCAGUCUUACUGGCGUCGAUAA
Molecule: messenger RNA, 1432 nt
Organism: Caenorhabditis angaria
Lineage: Eukaryota; Metazoa; Nematoda; Chromadorea; Rhabditida; Rhabditidae
Source: the annotation of a GenBank genome assembly